AUGGCCACGCAAACAGCGAUGGAGAGGACAACGACAAAUGUCAACGAAGACACCGUUCAAACGCAUAGGCUGGGAUUGAAUAUUACGGUUGUUGAGGAGACCAAGAAUAUUGAGGGCAGUAGAAUAGGUGAAGGCGGCUAUUCAGACUUGUCGCAGCUUACUGCUUAUCAGCGUGAUUCAUGGCACGAGCGGUUUAGCACUGCCACCGUGGGCAUUCAUCAAGAUGCCAUAUUUGCCUCACUGGUAUAG
Molecule: messenger RNA, 249 nt
Organism: Penicillium cinerascens
Lineage: Eukaryota; Fungi; Ascomycota; Eurotiomycetes; Eurotiales; Aspergillaceae
Exons: 2
Coding region: 1-249 (82 amino acids)
Source: RefSeq, a predicted model, not a curated record